This is a messenger RNA of Colossoma macropomum (tambaqui), 5610 nucleotides long. It is a transcript of the gene hps3, whose product is annotated as HPS3 biogenesis of lysosomal organelles complex 2 subunit 1. NCBI's taxonomy places the organism in Eukaryota, Metazoa, Chordata, Actinopteri, Characiformes, Serrasalmidae. The record is from RefSeq and is a predicted model, not a curated record. The coding region runs from base 788 to 3808 and encodes 1006 amino acids. The transcript has 17 exons. Gene Ontology annotation, biological process: organelle organization. Gene Ontology annotation, cellular component: cytoplasm.
CUUCUCUUAGUCUUUCUUCCUUUAAAAUAUCCAAAAGCACUUCAAAAAGACCUGACAUUUUAUGUUUCUGUAACACCACAAAGAAUCUUGGCACAAAAUGCAUUAUUGAAAUAAAAUCAUAUUUAUAUAUUUAAUUUUAAUAUAGAAAAGGCAAUCAUUUAAUGCAUCAUUAAAAUUUAAACUGAAAAAAAGGAUCAAAAUGACUGUUGGCAGUAGUUAUUCCACUGGUUUUAUAUCUGGUAAACUGUCACUGUUUUUCUAUUGCUAUAAACAUAAAUAGAUGCUUUUGGAGCUGUUUUUUUACGUGUCCGUAAAAAGGCUACGAGGAGCAAAUUCGUUGUGUUACGCUAUGAAGUCCCGGUUCUGAUAUACAAACACGUUGUUGUGAGUGAGAGCAGCCAAUCAAAUACAGCUGGCUUUGUUGACAGAUAAAACAGCCAAUGAGUGACUAAUUUCUACGCGUAGGCGGCAUCUCAGCACAUUGACUUACAGGAAGUGUGUGCGGGGAGAUUUUAUAUACUUUCAAAAUCUGACGCCGUUCUUCUUAGUUUGUUAUGUCGUUUUUGUGUCAUUUAUUCGCAAAUGAGAUUAGCUGGAAUCGGAACUCAGGCUAUACAGCUAAUGAUUUUUGCCUGAUCAUCACAAGACGGUGAAGCAUGUGAUGUUGAUCGAGCUUUGGGGACUUUGGGUCGAAGCGUCAAUGGUUAAAGUGAAAUUUUGAGAAAACGCCCUCGCCCAGGAGACAGUUUAGUCUGCUGAAAGUGUAGUCUUAGUCCAUGUUGCAGAAAUGGUUCAUGUGUACAACUGUCACCCCUUCGCCUCUCAGCAUAUUGUUCCGACCGAACAAGAGCCUGGCUUGGUGUGUUGUGGUGGCGGUGCCCUUUUCGUGGUGUCUGCAGGAGGAUGCAAGAUCGAGGCAUAUCAGAUGCAAGAAGACCAGUGCCCUCUUAUUUGCCGUUUUUCUACCAUGGGCACAGUCCUUAGCAUUCUGCACAGUCAAACUGGGGACUACCUAGUCACUAUUGAGGAGAAAAACAAUGCCACUUAUCUCAGGGCCUACACCAACUGGCGCUACCAGGCUGCUGAGAAGACCCGCGUUGGGGUGCGUCUGCUCGGCCACUUCCUGCGAGGUUCCUCCUUUCGCGGGGCUCCUAAGGAGCAGAUGGAGAUCAUAGAGAUUCCACUGUUCGAGCCCCCGCUGUGCAUGGCCUGCUGUCCUCUGACAGGCGACCUGCUGGUGGGCUGUGCCAAGAGCCUAGUCGUGUUCAGCCUGAAAAGGCAGGCCCUGAACGAGCAGCUGGCUGUGCUGGAUUUUGAAAGGGUCCUCAUCCUCCACAUCCCCGGAUGGAGCCCAUCACAGGUGGCUUUCUGCGUAGGAUAUGUGGCCUUGCAGAUGGAGCUGGAGGUACUGGUGGUGAAGCUGCAGCAGUUGGAGAAGAGAUAUCUGUCCCCAGGAGACCAUACACCACUGCCCGUUGAUAUCAUGGCUGCGGCAGGCCUUGUUGAAGAUGAUGUGAAAAAAGAGCCACUUAGUCCCCAUGAGCCAGAUGACUUCUUCGUGUUCCCAAAGCAUUUGGAGUUGCUGGGGGACGACGCAAAAGACUGUGGAAUCUCUGUGUCUUUAGAGUGGACAGGAAUGGAGACCGAGGGAAAGAAUAACAUGGGAAUUACCUAUGUCUUAUACAGGAGAUUUGCUCCUGAUUUCUUUCAGGGCUGCAGUGUGGAGGAGACAUGCUUACACUCCCUGCAGCUCCACCCCAUGUACACGGGUAAUCAGGAUGGAACCAGUGACACCAAAGAGCCUUCCUGUAUGUUCUGUUUCUUUUCUCUGCCCAAUGCUGGAUAUAUGUACAGUCUGAAGAGCACAGUAGAGCUCAUCUCCACCUACCAGUACCCCGAGAAGACCCAUCAGGCUGUGCUCUGUGACCAGUAUCUAUAUGCCCUCACCAGGAAUGCUCUGCAGUGCUUCUCUGUGAGGUGCAGUGCUGUGGCAGCUCGAGCAGAGGACCCCUACAUUGAUACCACCAUGAAGGCCUGUCCUCCCUUCACGAUGGAAGUGUGUGGUCUACGUAUACAGCUUUUUAUUGGCCUGAAAUCUCUGUGCCGUGAUGGCAGCCACAUCGUCCUACUCACAGCUGCUGAUGUGGAGAGCAAAGAGGAGACAGAGCGAUCAGCCCGAAGAACUAUGUCCAGGAAGACUUCUAUCUCAUCAAAGCCUAAAGAACCAAAUGAAAGUGGCCAUGGCUGGAACCUGUAUGUAAUCAACACUGUGUCCACACUACAGCUGUACAGAGAGAUGGUGGAGUACAGUAAGCGGUAUGGACAGACCAGCCCACUGUCUCAGAAUUGCUUACACCUGCUGAGUGAGGCUCACCUGCUCCUCAGAGCUGCUCUGCUGGGCCAGGAGUCUUCAGACAAAGCUCAGCUUCAGGAAGCAUUCCAGGAGAGCUGUGCCCACCUAGGAGACUGCUUCAGCAGGCUGGAUAAGCGAGACUGUCAUUUAGCGCUCCCGUACUACAAGAUGUCUGGCCUAUCUGUGACUGAGGUGAUCCAGAGGAAUGUGGCUAUGUGCAGCAGCACUGUGUCUGACUAUGGCAGUGGUUUCCUCUUCUUCCUCAAGCACUCUCUCUAUGAGGAGACCAUGGAAGAGCUCAGUGAAGAGACGGCUAACACAGUGCUGGAUAUCUUCAGUAAAGCAGAGGCUGGUCAGCUGCCCCAUGUGGUGAGUAGCUCGUUCAUGAUGAAGGCCAGCCCUGCCUGUGUGCUGGCUCACCUGGAGCAGCUGGAGGCCUCUGGGGCCCCGUCUGUCACUCUGACUCUGUGCAAGGCUGCCCACGCCCUCCGCUUAGGUGACGUGCAGCUCUACCAACAGCAAAUGGACCGCCAUGCUGAGAUGUUGCAGGUGUACGGCUUCAUAGAUGAGCCAAAGUUGCUUUUGCAUGGCAGAGAGAAGGCAGUGGUACCCACUCAGCUGGCACAGCACCUGCAUGACACCCAGGAUGGCCUGCUGGUGGCUGCAGUAGUGGCGCUACAUGAGAAUAGCAAGGUCAAGCUGGAAGAAGCCGACCUCUUCUUCCAGGAGUUAUGUAAAGAUAGUGUGGAGACUCAGAGCAGUCCUCAGCUGCUGGUGGAUUUCUGGGAGGCUUUACUGGUAGCCUCAUCUCAGGAAGCAAUCAUCCAUGAGCUCCUUUUCCGUCUCACUUCCGUCUACAUCGACCGCAUCACACGCAGAGACUGCUCUGGCAUUAAAGCUCUCAAAACUGCAGAGGACCUGAUUAACUCUUGCUCUCACUAUGGACUGCUUUUUCCAUGGGUGAGCAUCCUGACUCCUACUCACUUCAACAUCAUCCACGAUCACCAGGAGGACCUGCAGAAACUCCAGUCUCUACUGUGUGGCCCCACUCUGGACGUGUCCUCCAUUCUGCCUCUACUAGAGCAGCUGCCAGACACAGAUAAUGCUGGCCUGAGUGUGCAUGUGCUCUGUGCAACCAAGCUGGGCCAGCAUGAGAGCUCCAUUGAGCGGCUGCUGGACCGCUGUCCACAGGCCAUCAUUCCCUAUGCCAAUCAUGAGCUGCAAAAUGACAAAUUGGCACUGUGGUGGCAAAAACUGUUUCCUGAGCUUUGUGAGAGGACACGAGUCUCAUCAGGAGAGAACAGUAUUUUGCUCGCUGCUCUGAAAGAGACUCUUGUGGUGGUGGCAAUGGAACUGAACCCACUGGAGUUUUUGGACUUGCUGCCUAACGAUGGGACUGCACACUUCUUUCUGCCUCAUCUUCUGGAAUGCAGCCAGAGAAAUCUUCUUACUUGAGCUACCAACAUUGUAUACAAACUGCUAGACGAUUAGUAAGUAAAAAUAAUGUACUAAAAAAUAUAGCACAAAAACACUAAAGGGUUUAUUUACUAAAGCAAGUAAGUGUUCAGGAGAAUGCAUUUCAGCGUGGUCAGCAUGGCCAAAUCACCGGUUACUAGUUUUACACAAGCCUUUGUCAGUGCUGAUGUUUUAGUAAAGUAAGCCUGAUACAUAACUUAACUGGAUAUCAUAUGCUGCUUUUAUCAAGACAGAUUUCAAAUAAUAAAAGGAUUUACUGACUGUACAUGGCAUGAUAGGUAAUGUGCUGUUACAUGGCAUUCUAAGGGCUGCAGAGUGGCGCAGCUCACUAAAAGACUCACAAGGGCAGGAAUUGAAACCCAAAGCCCUCUGUGGCUGGGAGAGAAUUCAGCGGGCCCUGCUGACCUUUGGGUGGAAAGAUGACUUGGUUAACAUCUGUUGUCCAUCUGCAGCGGUGCUGCCAAUCUGUUAGGUGACAUGUACAGAACUGGGCAGUCAGCUUUCUUCUCCAAGUGUAUGCAACUGCCCUGUGAUGAGCAGCAGUUUUUAAAAGAUGCAUUGCCUGGGUGUAAAGGAAACAUCUACUUGCCUCCUUUUGUUUAGUAUCAUACGACGGGGGAAAUGCAGACAGUGGGGGUAAUUCUCUGUCAGUAAUAUUAGGGAGAAAAUUGGGAAAAAAUAGAGCCACAGAAGAAAAACAUAACUGGAUGUUUUUAUGUAAAUAUGUUUUAGCCUGAUGUGGAUUGCUGAGGUUCAGUGGUUCUCAGUCACUGCUUGUUUUUGUGUUUUACCUGCCUUGACACACCACAUUUGUCUAAUUACUUGAACUGUUCAGUUAGAAUAAUCACCACAGUACGGGACAGUGCGUGUGGACUGGGAUCUGCUGUUCUGGUGUUUCAGAAAGUUUACAUAAUGGAGACUUUCCCCUGUGUUUUGUUUUCUUAUCAGGCAAUAGGUAAAACUGACAGAAUGCCAUUUUGUAGACUAACCAGUAUAUUCUUCUGGUACUGGAUUGGAUGAGACAAUAUGAGAGAGCGAAUGGGCCAAAGCAUGAUACACUGUCCAAAAGUAUCCAGAUGCCUCUUCUAAUUAGUGAAAUUGCCUACUUCAGGAUGUGCUGUUUGCUGACACAGGUGUUCAACUGCACGUACAGCUCAUAUACUCUCCCCAGAAAAGCACUGCAAUAGAAUUGGGCUGGGGGGCAGCUGUACUUGAGCCUAAGGUCACCUUGCACAAUGCCAAACAUCAGCUAGAGGGGUAUAAGUCUCCCCAGAUAUGGCCUAUGGAACAGUGGAACUAUGUUCUCUGGAGUAAUGGAGUCCCUUUGGGAUGAAUUUGUGAUCCAGAACUAAUCAUCCAACAUCAGUACCUGACCUCAUUAAUGCUCUUGGGAAUGAAUGCAAUCCAAUCCUCACAGCAGUGUGUUCCAUUAUUUAGUGUAAAGCCUUUCCAGGGGCAAAAUCAUUAUUAAUACGUUUGAUUUCAGAAGAAGUGUUGGAUGAACAGGGCUCUACAAACUUUUGGACAUAUAGCAUGUGAUGUGUGACAUAUGCCUUUCUAUGCUAUACUACUGUAAGCUAUUUUUAGUCAUCUCAUAAUACAUGAAUGUGAAAGAAAGCAGUUUGCACUAAUACUACUUAUCUAUUCAUCAUCUCUCAUGUACUGAUAUUUAAAAUGCUUUCCAGUAUAUUAAGCCAUGUUUGGUUUGUUUUCUUCUUCUUUCUUAUUUCAUUUGUAUUGUUUGUUAUUAAAUGGAAUUAAAUUAUACAAAAAUGCUAUAA